AUGCCACUUGGCUGUCGGUUUUACGCAAAUCAGUUUCCAGAUGUUGAAGAUACUGUGAUGGUUAACGUUAGGCAAAUAGCUGAGAUGGGCGCCUACGUGUCUCUUCUUGAAUAUAAUAAUAAAGAAGGUAUGAUCUUGUUAUCGGAACUGUCUCGGCGCAGGAUACGAUCUGUUAAUAAAUUGAUACGUGUUGGCCGUAACGAAUGUGUUGUUGUAAUAAGGGUUGACAAAGAGAAAGGUUAUAUCGACUUGUCAAAGCGUCGCGUUUACUCAAAAGAUCUUAUUCAAUGUGAAGAUCGAUUUGCGAAAGCAAAAGCUGUAAAUAGCAUAUUACGCCAUGUAGCAGACCAGUUAGGUUAUCAGAAAGAGGAAGAGCUGGAAGAUCUGUAUGAAAGAACGGCAUGGUACUUUGACAAGAAGUUGAAAAAAAAGGCUGCAGCCUUCGAUAUUUUCAAAAAAGCUAUUAGUGACCCAUCUGUUUUAAACGAGUGUGAUAUUUCUGAAGAAAUAAGACAAAAACUGUUACAAGAUAUCAGAAAACGUCUGACUCCUCAGGCUGUUAAAAUCAGAGCUGACAUUGAGGUCUCAUGUUUUGCUUAUGACGGAAUUGAUGCUGUUAAAGAAGCUUUAAUAAAAGGGCAGCAGUGUUCAACGCAUGGUGUUCCUGUUAAAAUAAAUCUUAUUGCUGCUCCUUUGUUUGUCGUAACCGCUCAGACUUUGGAACGAACUGAGGGCUUAGAGGCAGUUAAUGUUGCCUUAGAUGUUAUUAAAACAACGAUCGAAUCUCACCAGGGUUCUUUUAAAAUUGUCACAGCGCCGAAGGUUGUUACUGACUUGGACGAGGAAGAAAUUAAGAAGAGAAUGGAGCUUAUGGAGCUUAACGAAGACCAAGAAGGCAGUGAAGAGGGAAGCGAUGAUGAGGGGCUAGUAGCUCCAAAAGGACUUGACCAGCAGGCAGAUGCUCAGGAAGCUAGUAGAAAAACAGAAAAAGAGACAUCAGAUCAGGAAUCGGAAUGA
Messenger RNA from Enterobius vermicularis (human pinworm), 1017 nucleotides. Lineage: Eukaryota; Metazoa; Nematoda; Chromadorea; Rhabditida; Oxyuridae. The record is from the annotation of a GenBank genome assembly.